Molecule: messenger RNA, 396 nt
Organism: Striga asiatica
Lineage: Eukaryota; Viridiplantae; Streptophyta; Magnoliopsida; Lamiales; Orobanchaceae
Source: the annotation of a GenBank genome assembly
AUGGCUCAAACCUUGCCAGGACUUUCAGCACCUGCUCCUGGUCGACUCACGGUACCUGUUGUUCCUAUAAGACCACCAACACCCCCGGUACAGGGACACCAUGCACAUGUUGUCACAUUACAUGCAACUUCGCAACCUCGUGACGAGCCACAACAGAGAGAAGGAGUCGUUGCACAAGGUCAUGGCAAUCCUCCGAUUGUCAACCAUCAACAGGUGUCCGUCUUUGAGCCACUCCCGGCGAGUCCCUCCAGCCGGCGAUCAGAACCACCGCGAGCAGGCCUCAAUCCCGACGACGUGAAGUUCCUCCGGCAAGUUCUUCUUCUCUUCCGCGACGAGACGCUGUCCUUCCCUGCGAGUUCCUCCAUUCGCGACCAACCGGCAGCCCUGCAACUCUGA